GCUUCGGGCGCGGCUUGAAAGAGUAGAAAUUGGCCGCAUAGACCGAAAGCAUCCCAGGGGAGCUGGUCCGCCGAAAAAGUCACAAAGCGGCAAAUGUAUACUCCUUCCGCGGUACAAUUCCCCUGGGAUGUUUUCUGUCUAUGUGGCCAAUUUCUAGACUUUCCAGCCGCUUCUGAAGCCUAGUAACAAUCCUAGUAUAGGAUAGUAUAACGCGACUUAGUAUAAUCACACAUGGUACCUGUACAUUUGAUAGAGUUUUACACAAUGACACCUUCUGUGGCUUUUUAUUUUGAAUUUUUAUCUUCAUUCUGGUGAAGUCUCAAUCAUUGAGGCAAGACAAUUUCUGGGGUAAUCAAUGUACGGUGGUGCCGUGAUACUGAUUGGCUGAUACUAGUCACGUGAGAGAAGUGUAUAAGAAAUUAAGGCUCUGUCUUGUCAAAGUGCGUUGUACGUGCGCGUCGUUGUCGUAGCGAAGAAAUGGACGGUACGAAAAGAGAAACCGUCCUUGAGCCUGCCCCAGUGUCUGUUACCGGUACCCGCCAGAAAACCGUCACAGACCCCGCGACAGGAGUAACCUACACGCCGCUCUCUCCCCCGAGAUAUCGCGAACUUCAGCACGCAAGCAACGAGAUAAAACACCAAGACGGACCAGGGGCGCAAAUCGAAAAGAAAAGUCAUCAUCACCCACAACUGAGUUCAAACAGAAGCCACCACAGUGAGCUCACCAUGCCCAGGGACUGUCUCGCGUUUCGCCUGGCCACUCAUGACGAUUUCGCCGGAGUUGUGGCCAUGUCGGAAGGAGUGUACGGCGGGUUGGACUACCUGCCGUCCCACUAUCACGCCUUCAUAGACGACCCGCAAAGACUUGUCGUACUGGCGGAGUUGGACUGUCAAAUUGUGGGGCUGUCCUCUGCUUUUAUCGUUGACGGAGGCGAGGUGUACAUAGAGAAGGCUUUACGUGUGGCGGAGUCGUGCCGCGGGCUGGGCAUCAGCCGCCGCCUGACCGAGCACGUCGACCGGCUGGUCCGGUCACACUUCCCGACGGUGGAACGCAAGAGAAAGCUGGUUGCCGACGCUGGGAAGAUCGAGUCCCUGAAGAAAAAGGGGAUGGAAGUCGUUUGUCGUUUGCCAACGACUACAUUUGUGGACGAGCCAAACUCACGAGGCAGCCAAAGCGCAUGCGCCAUCCGAGCAGCAAACAACAUCUUCGGCACGAUAGAAAACAAUCUUCCGACUCUUCCCGAAAUCCGCCGACUUCACGCCAAUGACAUGCCUUCGGUUCUCCGACCCGAAGUUUCACGAAAGCUGCUCACCAACGGACUCAUGAGCGGGCGCUGGGACGCGCUCAACUUCUGCGAGGAAAACUUCCUAUAUCUAUUCAACAACGGUUUCUCUCUAUUCGCAGACGACACAGAACCGUUUGUAGAAAGCUUUAGUUUUGGAAAAUGUUUCCAAGUUCCGUCAGGGCUGCAGUAUUUUGUGGACCUUCACGCAUCAGAGGAAAGACACGUGAAAGCUCACUUGUUCAAACACUUUGCUGAGAUGUGCAGGUGUGACACAGAACUCCCGAUCUACCUCACAGUGUCUGUCGCAGAGGAAGCCAUGGUGGAAGCGGUGGAAACAUUCUGUUCAGAAGUUCUCUGUUUGCGCCCGUUUGACCUGUGCCAUGAUAGCCUUGGAGUGGUAGUAGAAGGGAAACUAUGAUAUUACUCGGUCUUUAGACUAGAAUAAGAGGUAACGGUAUUUCAAAUAUACGAAAGCAUUCGAUCAUGGGCCUAGCGGUUAUGUACGGUACUGCAUCGAAGCAUCAACGUUUGAGGUAAAAUUUACCGUGUUAAGUUAAUUAUGUUAAAAAAAAGGUGUUGGGACUGGGAGUACGUUGUGUAAUUUUGGGCAUCCUACCAGCUUGUUUAAAACUGUAGCUUUUGGAAUUUAAGGGAAUAAGUCAAACAUGGAUUGAUGAAUUGUAUUGUUUUAGGUAGGUGGGUACUUUAGGUAAUGAGAAAUUAUAGAGAUGUCUAAAAUUGUAAUCAAUUGCAACGUAUAAUUAACGGAAAUAAAUAUAUUUAUAUAAUUGCAUUGAACUAAAGUCUGUUUGCCACUAUUGCCUGUAGGUAGUUGAAGUACGCCAAUAGU
Branchiostoma belcheri (Belcher's lancelet) is the source of this 2136-nucleotide messenger RNA. Its product is annotated as histidine N-acetyltransferase-like. The transcript is spliced from 4 exons. Bases 478 to 1704 code for a protein of 408 amino acids. Gene Ontology annotation, molecular function: acyltransferase activity, transferring groups other than amino-acyl groups. The record is from RefSeq and is a predicted model, not a curated record. Lineage: Eukaryota; Metazoa; Chordata; Leptocardii; Amphioxiformes; Branchiostomatidae.